UUGCCUGACACCAGGGCCAGCAAUAGUAACAGACUCACAGUUCCCUCAAGCGGCAAGUUGUUGGAACUCCCUCAAGCGUCUACCAUCACACAGAAAGGACUACUUCACUUCUAGAAGAAGACAUAAGUGAGAAGGAAGAUGGUGAUAGAAGUAAAGGUGAAGGAGGCCCUGGUGGAGCAGUACCAGAGGGACGGAGCGGUGUUGGUGAAGAAGGCUUUCCACCAAGACUGGGUGGAAAAAGUUCGUCAGGGCAUCGCCAAGAACCUUCAAAAGCCCUCACAAUACAGCCAGUGUCUUAUGCAGGGAAAGGGGGCUUACUUCAACGACUUCUGCAACUGGCCGUGGAUACAUGAGUUCCGCGACUACGUGUAUGACUCCCCGGCUGCCUCCAUCGCCGCUGCCUUCAUGAAAUCGUCCAGUGUCGUCUUCUACCACGAGCACGUGCUCAAUAAGGAACCCGGCACAGAAAAACGAACCCCCUGGCACCAAGACCAACCGUACUACCCCAUUGAUGGUGACAAGGUUUGUUCGCUGUGGAUGCCCGUCGAUCCAGUCUCUCUUGAAACUUGUGUGCAGUUCGUGGCUGGCUCACACCUGUGGCCUCGGUGGUUCAUCCCUCGUAUGUUUGCUACUGAAUCUAACUACCCUCUGAAGGAGUCGCAGCAGGAGCAGGAGGAAGAGUUCGGAAAAGAAAGAGCUCGAAGAUACUAUGAUGUCCCUGUCGAGGAAAUUGAGUCCAACAAAUGGCCCAUCCUACAGUGGGAGUGUGAGGUGAAGACGCGGUAAUGGCCAGCCGCCCCUGGCAGGUGUCACCGCCUAUCACUGGUGGUCGACAGCCUGGCCAGUCUCCCGUGAGUGACAUCUUCCCUCUCGUCUACACACGCGCCUGAGACGCCUUUCGCGACUACACAAACUCCUUGACAUAAAUCUCCUCCACAAUGAUUAUUACAUUUGUUUUUUUUCAGAUAUAUUGUGAAACGAGAUCAAUAAAUCUUGUUUAAUUCCUAAAA
This is a messenger RNA of Homarus americanus (American lobster), 1010 nucleotides long. RefSeq lists its product as uncharacterized. NCBI's taxonomy places the organism in Eukaryota, Metazoa, Arthropoda, Malacostraca, Decapoda, Nephropidae. The record is from RefSeq and is a predicted model, not a curated record. The coding region runs from base 139 to 786 and encodes 215 amino acids. The transcript has 6 exons.